Molecule: messenger RNA, 2022 nt
Organism: Thalassophryne amazonica
Lineage: Eukaryota; Metazoa; Chordata; Actinopteri; Batrachoidiformes; Batrachoididae
Gene: nfs1
Product: NFS1 cysteine desulfurase
Exons: 13
Coding region: 133-1458 (441 amino acids)
Biological process (GO): [2Fe-2S] cluster assembly
Cellular component (GO): mitochondrion; cytosol; nucleus
Molecular function (GO): pyridoxal phosphate binding; cysteine desulfurase activity
Source: RefSeq, a predicted model, not a curated record
GUAGUAGAAGAAGAGUGGACGGCGUUGUGACGUAACUGUCCCGAUUAUCAAACCGGGUCGAACUUUGGUUUUUCACGUUCCAGCGGCUCGGACUGAUCCCGUUCAGCUGGUUCUGGUGUUGAAGACGUCGUUAUGAUUUGUUCGCUCAGAGGUCGCCUGCUGAGUUCGGUCUCAUGGAUCCGGAUCCACAGAGGGACCAGAUCCCUGGGAACAGAACUGAUCAAGAACCAGAACCAGGACAGAGACGAGCUGCGUCCCCUCUAUAUGGACUUCCAGGCGACCACUCCGAUGGAUCCGCGGGUGCUGGAUGCCAUGUUGCCCUACCUGGUGAACUAUUACGGGAACCCUCACUCCAGAACACACGCCUACGGCUGGGAGAGUGAGAGCGCCAUGGAAACUGCCAGGAAGCAGGUGGCUGAUCUGAUUGGAGCAGACCCCAGAGAAGUUGUUUUCACCAGCGGUGCCACAGAGUCCAACAACAUGGCCAUCAAGGGCAUUGCCAGAUUCUACCAGGCCAAGAAGCGUCACGUAAUCACCACUCAGACGGAACACAAAUGUGUGCUGGACUCCUGUCGGGUUCUGGAGGCUGAAGGGUUCAGCGUCACCUACCUGCCUGUCCAGAAGACCGGCUUGCUGGACCUGCAGCUGCUGCAAGACUCCAUCCGUCCUGACACGUCUCUGGUGUCCGUGAUGACCGUCAACAAUGAGAUCGGAGUCAAGCAGCCCGUCAGGGACAUUGGUCAGAUCUGUCGUUCUAAAGGCGUGUUCUUCCACACGGAUGCCGCUCAAGCUGUUGGAAAGAUUCCCAUCAGUGUCUCAGACUGUAAAGUCGAUCUGAUGUCCAUAAGUGGACACAAGAUCUACGGACCCAAAGGUGUGGGUGCUCUGUAUGUCCGUCGACGCCCUCGGGUUCGUCUGGAGCCCGUGCAGAGUGGGGGUGGCCAGGAGAGGGGUCUGCGGUCUGGAACAGUUCCGACCCCGCUGGCUGUGGGUCUGGGAGCCGCCUGCUCCAUCGCCCAGCAGGAGAUGGAGUAUGAUCAUCACAGAGUGUCUGCUCUGGCAACGCGUCUGAUCAACAAGAUUUUGUCUGAGAUCCCUGAUGUCAUCUUGAACGGAGACCCAGAACACCGCUAUCCAGGUUGCAUCAAUCUGUCGUUUGCGUAUGUGGAGGGGGAGAGCCUCUUGAUGGCGCUGAAGGAUGUGGCUCUGUCAUCGGGCAGUGCGUGCACGUCUGCAUCUCUGGAGCCGUCAUAUGUUCUCAGAGCAAUCGGCGCUGAUGAAGACCUGGCCCACUCCUCCAUCAGGUUCGGCAUCGGCAGGUUCACCACAGAAGAAGAAGUAGACUACACAGCAGAGAAAUGCAUCCAGCAGGUCCGCAGGCUCAGAGACAUGAGCCCUCUGUGGGAGAUGGUUCAGGACGGCAUCGACAUAAAGAACAUCAAGUGGACCCAGCAUUAGACCCCUCCCACUUUUUUUCAGUCUGGGAUUGAGUUGGACCUGGUGACUGACCAGGUCUUUCUGUGUCCAACCUGCACAAACACCUUUCUGACUAACUCCGAACCACCAUUUGUUCUUCAGCACCGACAUUAGCGCCCCCUUCUGCAAAGCCCAAGACAGACGAAUCCCCAGAACUUAAAAAACAAGAAAUCUCAGUUAAAAUCUGGACAGUUUUUCUUGUUUAGAGACAAAACGUUAAAUCAAAGGAAACCUGGUUCAUAUGGUCUGUUUUUACAUCAGUCUCAGUGGACCCAAAGUCCUCCAGAGAGGACUCGCGUUCCGAGAAAUAAAUUAAAAAUUUUUGUGAAAUGCAAACAAUGAGAACUUAAGGACGUCUUAAUGUGUUUUGGUUUUCUGUGAAGGACAAUGGGACAAUUGCAGGAUGACGAAGAAUAAAAACAAGUGAGAUUGGACCAGGUCUAAGAACCCUGUGGUUCUGGACCUGCUCUGGUUUUAAAGGUCCACUGCACUGUUACUUUUUUGUGUGCCUUUUGUAUGAUUACUAAUAAACACCAACUUCAAUAU